GGGAGUAGUUGUGAUACCACAUUUUUAACACCUACUGGUAUAAUUUCAAGUCAGAAUUAUCCAAGCAAUUAUCCAAACAACAAUGACUGCAGCUAUACCAUCCUAGUUGAUCCAAAUUCUGUGGUGAAAUUAAACUGGAAGCAUUUCGAUUUGGAAUAUGAACCAAACUGCCCAUACGAUUCGUUGACAAUUUUCGAUAAAAAUAGCAAUGGAACGACGAUAACUUUUCCUCCCCUUUGCGGAACUGCUUUACCUAGUUUUCAAUAUUCCAUGUCUAAUCAAGUUAUCGUUUCGUUCUUGUCCGAUACAUCAGUAACUGCAAAAGGUUUUGAGCUCCAUUAUUCAACUGGUUACUGCAAUAGAAUAUUUACAUCAAUUAGUGGCGCUAUUGCCAGUAAAAAUUAUCCAUCCAAUUACGAUAAUUUAUUAGAUUGUAACAUGACAAUUCAACUUCCAUCGAAUUACAAAAUAAAUUUAACAUGGCAAGAUUUUGCUAUCGAAGAUGAUUAUCAAUGUGGAUUCGAUAGUCUGACUAUAUAUGAUGUUGUUGGUCGUAGUAAUCAGACAAAAUUGGGCAGAUUUUGCGAACGAACACCCCCUCCAAAUGCAAUAGCAUCAACAGAAAAUACUCUUAUCUUACAGUUUCAUACCGAUGAAAGUGAAACCAGAAAAGGUUUUCUAGCAAAUUAUGUGGGAGUGGAUAUCUGCAAUGCGGACUAUAACUCCUCUGCAGGGAUUAUUAUGAGUCCUAACUAUCCUGGUCUAUACCCACUGAAUAUCGAUUGUCAAUACCUCAUCAGAGCUCCCGCUAAUCAUGUUAUUACAUUAGUAUGGAACUUUAUGGAAAUCCAAGCGUCAACUACGUCCAAUUGUUCCAAAGACUGGAUAAAUGUUUACGAUGGAGAAACUGCUCAAAGUCUACUACUAAAGUCUUUAUGUGAUACUUACAUUCCUUCCUCAAUAACGUCCUCCUCAAAUCGCUUAUUAAUCGUUUUUCAUUCCGACAACUACAACCAAGGUCGUGGAUUUAAUGCUUCAUAUUAUACUACAGGUAUUCAAAACAGUUUUUUAAUAUACAUUAGACGCUCUACAAAGUAA
Messenger RNA from Trichoplax adhaerens, 1098 nucleotides. RefSeq lists its product as uncharacterized. The annotation marks the transcript as partial. NCBI's taxonomy places the organism in Eukaryota, Metazoa, Placozoa, Uniplacotomia, Trichoplacea, Trichoplacidae. The transcript is spliced from 3 exons. The record is from RefSeq and is a predicted model, not a curated record.